Messenger RNA from Cataglyphis hispanica, 2081 nucleotides. Its product is annotated as tetraspanin-3-like. Bases 118 to 918 code for a protein of 266 amino acids. Gene Ontology annotation, cellular component: membrane. The transcript is spliced from 5 exons. The record is from RefSeq and is a predicted model, not a curated record. NCBI's taxonomy places the organism in Eukaryota, Metazoa, Arthropoda, Insecta, Hymenoptera, Formicidae.
CGCGUGCCAACGAGGGUCACUUAACGUCCGAUCACCGUGGCGACGACGGACACGCAACAACGUUGGACGCUCGCGUGUGAAUAGCAGCCCUGUCGCGUUGCACUAUUUAUAAAUACGAUGGGCGAACGGGCGUUCGUCUGCUUCCGCUACUGCCUAAUCGCCGGUGCAAUUCUUCUCGGCAUUUCCGGCGCGAUCGUGAGCGUAUUCGCCGGUUACUUCAUCUAUCAGCUGCAUGAAUAUGCGCCACUCACACCUGAUAACGUGUGUGGCUCAUCCGCCACCUUGCUGGCCAUGGGUGUUAUCACUUGCGGCAUCGGUUGGUUCGUCUGGCAAUUCCUCAAUUUUUCCAACAGAGGCCAAGUCAUCAUUUUUGCCAUAGCAUUGUCGAUUAUCGCUCUGAUUGAAACCAGUGUCGGAAUUUGGGCCUUGGUACGACACGAACAAGUAGAGACCUUACCGUCCGCGCAACACGACGAGAUCUUUGCCCUCGCAAUCACGGAUGAGAAAUCAACCUGGGAUCAUAUGCAAUCCACAUUACAUUGUUGCGGAAUAGACGGACCUUCCGAUUAUCGUGGUACAGAUGCGAUUCCUUGGUCUUGUUGCAAUACGACGAGCCUGGAAAACGACAACGGCACUGAAGGCGUUUGCACUACUAUUUACAAGCGGGGAUGUCAACACGUGGUGUUAAAUCGGACAAGAUCGAUCCUUCUUCACGUUUUUCUGCUUACGUUGUGUUCAGUGCUGUUACAAGUUUCUUUCAUAGCGUGUACGACUUGCUACGCCAGGAUCUACAAAGAUAAGAUGGAUAGAAGAAAAGCAUCGGAAAUAGCCAAGCGCUUGUCUUUGCAAGAGUCGGAUACUAAGGACGUUCUUCUAACAAAUCGAUCAAAAUAUUUGCACAAUUCUGACAAUUCCUAGCCAACGCCACGAACCGUGAAGGACGAAGGUGUGUGUCAUUUACGGAUGUUGCGUCACUGUGAUAUGCGAAAUGAUAUUUCGCAUUGUGACAAACUACUACUAUCUACAGUGUACAGGUAUACAGGUGAUAUUGAUAUCAUACAGAGUAUUCCAGAUCUGUCAAGAAAUAUUUUAGCAAAUAUUUUAUUUUUUGAAGAAUAUCGAGGGUCGCGUUAUUCAUUGCAUUCAAUCUUUAUUUUCUUUUUAUAAAUAAAUCUCGAUUAAAAUUUUUGUUAAACCCAAACAAAAAAAAAAGAAAUUUUUUAAUUUAUUUAUGAAUUAUUUCUAAAAUAUUUUUCUCUCUUGGACUCUCUGUAUGAAGGAAGAAUUUCGAAUGGUGCUAACCCUUUUCAUCUUAUUCUUACUGCCUUUUUUCAAUUUCUUGAAUAAAUAUCUCGCCAAUUUAUUAUGGUUUAGAACACUGAAAUAUUCGCAAUUGAAAAAUAGCAAGUUAUUGUUUACUAUCAUUAUUGCUGUUAUAUUUUAAUGGUAGAUCAACAUAUCGACUUUUUAAAAUUUGGUUUUAUAUUUUUUUAAUUUUUUAUUUUAUUUAGCAAUAUCAAUCCACUGCGAAUAUUAUGCUUUUGUUCAAGAAAUAUAACAUCCCAUUAUCCUAACUUAUAUAUAUAAUGAGCAUAAUAUCAAAGUCUGCGUUUUUUAGAUUAGUUUUUGUACUUAAGAUAUCUUUUAAUGCAAAAGUCAUUACAUAGGCAAUCAAAGUACACAGUGCAAUGCUUUAUACAAUCAACGACACGAAUAAAAAUAGAGUAACAUAGACACCCGGUAUAUAUGCAUCAUUCUCGUAUAUCUUACAAUAUCUGAUUGUGAAAACACUUGACUUUAGAUAAACUAACGAAAUGCAAUCAGAAGAGAUAAGUCGGAAUAAUCGGAAAACUAGCAAAUGCAGCUUUUUCUUUUAUUUUUAUUUAUAUAUCUUAUACUUUUUUAUUUAUGUUUUUUGUUCAUUCCUUUUCGAAUUCCUUGCAUCAAGUUCUCAAUACUAAAUGCAAAUUUGUUUUAUUUUUGUAGAGAAUGUAACAUGUAUGAUAUCUGAAAAUAGAAAUUAUUUUAUACUAAGAACGCGUGAAUGUAUAAUCUUUCUUAAGAAAAAUGUGUUUGAGUAA